AUGACAACGCCAGAGAAACCUAAACAAAAGGUUGCAACAUUUCCUGGCUCGGAUGCAAAGAAGAACAUCAAAGCCCUCGCUCAAGAGAGUGGUCUUUCGAAAGACAUUGCGACGCAAGCUAAAUCAAUCAAAGGCAAGAAGGUCUUACAGGACGAAGACUUUCCAGCCCUGAACACUGCCAAGACGGACUCCAUCAAACCGACUCCCUCGCAGGUUUCGACGCCAGCGGUAGCAUCCAAAGCAUCAACCAGCAAGACACCUACUGUAAACAAGAAGUCUGCCCCUGAGCCAAUUGCGCCGGUGCCUGCACCUUUGGAAAUAGUAACACCGCGGAAGGAAAGAACGGAGAAGCGUCCAGUCCCGGGCGUACUCAAUAUUGCUGCCGCCACCAAGACUGCCGAACACAAGGAACCCAGUUCGCCGUCCGUAUCUCAGAAGACUGAUGAUCACGUCUUCCCGGCCCUGCCCACCCCGACUACUGCUUCGGUAUCGUCUCCCAUCGCACGCGCUGCACCAAAGACUUUGAGGGUAGUGCCAACGCCGAAGACAGAGAUUCCACCAGUUCUCGCCGUGGCAGGGGGUUCAACACAAUCUGUUCGGUCGUCUAUUGCGACGAUUCAUAGGCCUGAGACUCCAGUGAGCGAGAUCAUCUCUGAUAGCGUCUCUAUAGCCUCGGCUUCAAUUUCCGCAUCACGAACGAGUUCUCCUCCUCCAUCUAAAGUAGGGUCUGCCGCCGUCCGGAACACGACAAAGAGUCAACAAAGGAAACAGAGAAAAGAGGCUCUAAAGAAAGAAACUGCAGCAAUUGCGGUACAGCCAAAGCCCGAACCAGAGGUGGAGAUUGCACCAAUACUGGGCCGCAAAAAGAAGCAGAAAAAGGAGAAAACGAGCAGCUCGACUGCAACUCCGAUUGAGAGCCGCCCAGCCACUCCAGUAACGCAACAACCGCCUCCGCCAGUAAAGGAGGAGACUUCUACCUAUCGCCAGGCUGUCAAUGAGUCCAUGUCACUUGAGGAGUCAGCACCGCCCAAGAAUAAAGCUGGCAAAGCUGCUACGGACACAAAGAGUAACGUCAAAGAAGUGUCGAAGGCAGGAACUAGUCCCUCGGUGGAGGAACCAAAGACCAGCAGCUCUGACAAAUUGACGCCAACACCUCUAUCUAUUCUACAGACGCUCAUCAAAGAUGGCCAGCUCCCCGAUCCGGAGAAAAUGGGGCUGUUGAAGCCUAUCGCAGGUUCUUCCCAUCGUCAUGACCAGUAUAAUCCUAUCCCGCCCAAGGAUGGCGUGACGGAAAUUAAGUGCUUCGUGACUUCAGAGGAGGAAGCUUCUCUCAAUGCUGGCAAGCCUGUCCGUAAGCUAGUCGACGGCGCUCGAGUCAUGCUUAGUCCGUAUGGGAAUUGCGUGCGUAAUCUCACGCCCGAAGAGGAGGAACGUUAUAUGGAGCUGCAGGAACUCAUAGCUGCCGCUGCUACAGACCCUGCAACCUUUGUGCACUCACGCCAUGAAGCCGGUCAGGGUUUCAGUGUUAUCAAGGGCCGUGCCGUACCCAACGGCCCGCCGAGCUACUUCCCGCAGAGCAAGGCGCUUCCAACGGACCCAGUCACUAAAAUGACACGCGAUGCGGCACUGAACUACAUAAACCAAUCUGUGCUGCCGCGUCUGAACCUCGGCACCGCGAACCUGGCCUACCCGAACGGCGGCAACGCCAAGGGCGCAGCUUCACUAACUACAUCCGCCUUGAACUCCAUUGCCCCGAUCAUCAUGAGUUUCGCUGCGAACGGCGUUGCUGGUGCGACUGCUGUCGCCGCAGAGAUUGCCGGGCAUGUUCCAGGAAGCGCUAAGCUGGCCAUCCCAGAUGACUUCGACUUCUCUGCCAUGUCGGGCGCGAACUCCCUGGCCACGGGUGAUCCAGGCAAGGUGCUACCGGCUCAGGGGGCCGGUGGCAACGGUGGGCCGCUGGCCAACAUCCCCGCCAUGAGCCUCGAGGACAUCGAGCAGGCGCUGGCGCUGGCGCGCAAGGAGACGGAGAAGCUCGAGAAGAGCCUCAACCAGGUCAUCAAGAAGAACCGGCGGCUGCUGCUCGCCACGGGCGGUGGGCAUUGA
Phaeoacremonium minimum UCRPA7 is the source of this 2103-nucleotide messenger RNA. RefSeq names its product putative general negative regulator of transcription subunit 4 protein. The transcript has a single exon. The record is from RefSeq and is a predicted model, not a curated record. NCBI's taxonomy places the organism in Eukaryota, Fungi, Ascomycota, Sordariomycetes, Togniniales, Togniniaceae. Bases 1 to 2103 code for a protein of 700 amino acids.